UUGUCAAAUUGCCGUCUGCAGCGAAGCUCUCUUUGCGACGGCUUAUCCGUUUAAUUAUCGAUUCUUAUUAGAAAACCUGCUUAUAAUCAUACAAAAACAUGGGAGACUCCCUUGACGGGAGUGAAAAUACGCCUGAGGCGGCAAACGUCGUGCUAGUCGACUUCCAAGACUUCGCAAACUACCUGCGCCGAGCUGCAACGGUACUUUUGCCCGAGGAUGACAUCGUUCCACCGGCGCUGAACGCAGCUCUUGACGACAAAGUGAACCAAGACUGCAUUAGAAAGUUUGCCUCUGAUCCGCAGGUGUCUUCAUUGUAUGUGCAGCGGUUCUCGUCAAAAGAGGAUGACAAUGAACAGCCAACAGAAGGUGAAGAAGAGAAGGAAGCAGUCACCUAUCAGAUCAGCAAUGAGGUGCACUUCACGUCUCCACGAGUGGCAGCAUUUGUGUGCAUCAAGCGCGGCCAAGUCAUCGAGGCCGACAAAUCUAUCCACAGCCAGCUGCGACUCAUCAACCUUUCCGAUGGCUCUCCAUACGAGACUCUCCAUGCCUUUAUUAGCAAGACCAUGGCUCCUUUCUUCAAGAGCUAUGUGAAAGAAAGCGGAAGGGCUGAUAGGGAUGGAGACAAGAUGGCACCAUCAGUUGAAAAGAAAAUUGCAGAAUUGGAAAUGGGUCUCUUACACCUUCAGCAAAACAUUGAUAUCCCAGAGAUUACAUUACCAGUCCAUCCUUUAGUGGCAGCUGUAAUUAAAAGAGCUGCAGACGAGGGUCGUAAGCCACGCGUAGCUGAUUUUGGAGACAAGGUUGAGGACUCGACAUUCCUCAACCAACUUCAGAAUGGAGUCAAUAGAUGGAUCAAAGAAAUACAAAAGGUCACCAAGCUAGACAGAGACCCAUCCAAUGGAACUGCAUUACAGGAAAUUUCCUUCUGGCUAAACCUGGAGAGGGCUCUCCACAGGAUCCAAGAGAAGAGAGAGAGUAUUGAGGUUGCCCUCACCCUCGAAAUCCUGAAGUACGGAAAGCGGUUCCAUGCCACUGUGUCUUUCGACACAGACACCGGCCUAAAGCAGGCACUUGCUACAGUCUCCGACUACAAUCCUCUAAUGAAGGACUUCCCCAUCAAUGACCUUCUUAGCGCCACCGAACUUGAGAGGAUCAGAUUGGCUGUACAGCAAAUCUUCUCCCAUCUCCGUAAGAUUCGCUCUACCAAAUACCCCAUACAGCGUGGCUUGAGGCUAGUGGAAGCCAUCUCUCGUGACCUUGGGCAGCAACUCCUGAAGGUUUUGGGUACUCGACGUCUUAUGCAUAUCCCCUUCGAAGAUUUUGAACGCGUAAUGACGCAGUGCUUUGAAGUAUUUUCGUGCUGGGAUGACGAGUACGAAAAGUUGCAGGGAUUGCUGCGAGACAUAGUAAAGAAGAAGCGAGAUGAACACCUCAAGAUGGUAUGGCGCGUGUCACCGUCACACAAGCGGCUGCAGGCUCGCAUGGAGCACAUGCGCCGCUUCCGCAGGCACCACGAGCAGCUGCGCACUGUCAUGCUGCGGGUACUACGCCCUCGCGCUACCGUGGCAGCCGAAACCGGCGCUGGCGGUGAACCGGCCCAGCCUCACUCGCUACCUAUGGACGCCGCCGAUGCCAACGCUAUUGCAGAGGUGAAUCUGGCGUACGAAAAUGUGAAAGAAGUGGACUGCCUGGAUAUAUCUCGAGAGGGCUGUGACGCGUGGGAAGCAGCCGUACGUCGCUAUGAAGACCGAAUUGAUCGCGUCGAGACCCGCAUCACAGCUCACCUCCGCGACCAACUCGGCACAGCCAAGAACGCCAACGAAAUGUUCCGCAUCUUCUCGCGUUUCAACGCUCUGUUCGUGCGGCCCCACAUUCGCGGCGCCAUACGCGAGUAUCAAACACAGCUCAUUCAGCGCGUGAAGGACGAUAUUGAGGCUCUGCAUGAGAAGUUCAAGGUCCAAUACCCCCAAUCUAAGUGCAGUCGUCUAUCCUUGGUGCGAGAUUUGCCGCCGGUGGCUGGUUCCAUCAUUUGGGCUAAGCAAAUCGAUCACCAACUCACUGCUUACUUGAAGAGGGUUGAAGAUGUCCUUGGCAAGGGUUGGGAAAACCAUAUUGAGGGGCAAAAACUGAAAGCAGAUGGGGAUAGCUUCCGUCUGAAAUUAGAUACCCAGGAAGUGUUUGAUGAUUGGGCUCGCAAGGUCCAACAACGCAACCUCGGCGUAACUGGUCGCAUUUUCGCCAUUGAAUCUGUGCGGGCUCGCUCUAGCAAAACUGGGACAAUACUGAAGCUGAAAGUUAACUUUUUGCCAGAGAUUAUCACCUUGUACAAAGAAGUGCGCAACUUGAAGAACUUAGGAUUCAGAGUCCCAUUGGCAAUCGUCAAUAAAGCUCACCAAGCCAACCAACUGUACCCGUUCGCUAUAUCACUCAUCGAAAGUGUUCGCACUUACGAACGCACCUUGGAAAAGAUCCGGGACAAAGCAUCGAUUAUCCCGUUAGUGGCUGGACUGCGUCGUGAUGUUCUAAACCAAGUAUCCGAGGGCAUGGCACUUGUAUGGGAGUCAUACAAACUGGACCCAUACGUGCAGAAACUGAGCGAAGUCGUUCUUCUGUUCCAAGAGAAGGUUGAAGAUUUAUUAGCAGUAGAAGAACAAAUCUCCGUGGACGCUCGUUCGCUCGAAACGUGCCCGUACUCGGCUACGAGUUUGGCCGACAUUCUGAGCCGCUUGCAGCGAGCCAUCGACGAUUUGUCUCUGCGCCAGUACAGUAACUUGCAUUUGUGGGUGCAGCGCCUUGAUGAAGAGGUGGAGAAAAGCCUUGCGGCCCGUCUGCAAGCCGGCGUUGAAGCUUGGACCGCUGCUCUUCUGGGCAAGACCAACGAGCUCGAUCUGUCUAUGGACACGUAUUCCCCCGCUGAGCCUACUCACAAACCUGGAGGAGAACCACAGAUCGCCCGCGUAGUCCACGAAGUCCGUAUAACCAAUCAGCAGAUGUAUCUCUUCCCUUCACUGGAAGAAGCUCGCUUCCAACUGAUGCGUCAAAUGUUCGCGUGGCAGGCUGUUGUGACCAGCCAACAUCGCUUGCAAAGCACUAGAUACCAAGUAGGCGUAGCGCGCGCUCAAACAGCUACGUACAGGAAUCUUCUCACCAAACUGCCCGGUGGAUCGUCGCCCCUUGAAAACGCAUACGAUGCCAUCGAACAGAAAAUCUCGCAAGUCCGUGAAUACGUUGAUGAAUGGCUGCGCUACCAAGCUCUGUGGGAUCUACAGCCAGAAAGUCUGUACGGUCGUCUUGGCGAAGAUAUUACAUUGUGGAUCAAGUGCUUGAAUGACAUCAAGAAAUCUCGCACCACCUUCGACACUUCGGACACUCGUCGCGAGUACGGGCCGGUGGUAAUCGACUUCGCGCGCGUGCAGAGCAAAGUGGCCCUUAAGUACGACGCGUGGCAUAAGGAAGUGCUGGGCAAAUUCGGAGCGCUGCUGGGUGGAGAGAUGGUUCAAUUCCACUCGCAGCUCGCCAAGUCGCGUUCUCAACUAGAGCAGCAGACUAUCGAGGCUGCAUCUACCAGCGAUGCCGUAUCGCUCAUCACGUAUGUGCAACAGCUGAAGCGAGAAGUGCUAGCUUGGGAGAAGCAGGUGGACGUCUACAGGGAGGCACAGCGCAUCCUCGAAAGACAGAGAUUCCAAUUCCCAACCCAAUGGCUACAUGUUGAUAAUAUUGAAGGAGAAUGGAGCGCAUUCAACGAGAUUAUGCGCAGAAAGGACUCGUCUAUUCAAACUCAGGUGGCAUCGCUCCAGCAAAAGAUUGUAGCCGAAGACAAAGCGGUAGAAGCUCGUACUUUGGAAUUCCUAGCUGAAUGGGAACGCAGCAAGCCCACUGAUGGGUCUACCAGACCCGAAGAUGCUCUGGCCCGCCUGCAGGCCAUGGAAACCAGAUACACCAGACUCAAGGAUGAAAGAGACAAUGUGGCUAAAGCUAAGGAAGCCUUGGAACUGCAUGAAACUGGUACCUCGGUGAACAACGAGCGAAUGACUGUGGCUCUAGAAGAACUGCAAGACUUGCGUGGCGUGUGGUCUUCGCUUAGCAAAAUCUGGACCCAGAUCGAUGAUAUUCGCGAAAAGCCCUGGCUAUCAGUGCAGCCUAGAAAACUACGGCAACAACUUGAAGCUAUGCUCAACGAGCUGAAAGAACUCCCGGCUCGUCUGCGAAUGUACGACAGCUACGAAUACGUCCGCAAGCUAUUGCAAUCUUACACAAAGGUGAACAUGUUGAUCGUAGAGCUGAAGUCCGACGCGCUCAAGGAGCGUCACUGGCGCCAGUUGUGCCGCGCGCUCAAGGUUGACUGGUCGCUAUCUGAACUGACCCUUGGCCAGGUGUGGGACGCCGACUUGCUUCACAAUGAGCAUACGGUGAAGGAUGUUGUCUCGGUUGCUCAGGGAGAGAUGGCGCUGGAGGAGUUCUUGAAACAGGUCCGAGAAUCGUGGCAGAGCUACGAGCUGGACUUGAUCAACUACCAGAACAAAUGCAAGAUCAUCCGCGGCUGGGACGAUCUCUUCAACAAGGUCAAGGAGCAUAUCAACAGCGUCGCUGCCAUGAAGCUCUCUCCGUAUUACAAGGUGUUUGAAGAGGAAGCUUUAACUUGGGAAGAAAAAUUGAACCGUAUCAAUGCGCUAUUUGACGUGUGGAUCGACGUCCAACGCCGCUGGGUGUACCUCGAAGGUAUCUUCAGCGGAUCAGCUGACAUCAAGACCUUGCUCCCUGUUGAGACUAGCAGAUUCCAAAGCAUCAGCUCUGAAUUCCUGGGGCUGAUGAAGAAAGUGGGCAAGUCGCCGAUGGUCAUGGACGUGCUAAACAUCCCGGGGGUACAACGCUCGCUGGAGCGCCUAGCCGACCUGCUCGGCAAGAUUCAGAAGGCGCUCGGAGAAUACCUUGAGAGAGAACGAAGCAGUUUCCCACGAUUCUACUUCGUGGGUGACGAAGAUCUGCUGGAAAUUAUCGGUAACAGCAAGAACAUAGCUCGCCUGCAGAAGCACUUCAAGAAAAUGUUCGCUGGAGUCGCCGCCAUUAUCCUCAACGAAGACAACACUGUCAUCAACGGUAUAGCGUCCCGUGAGGGCGAAGAGGUGUACUUCAUUUCGCCAGUGUCGACCAUAGAGAACCCGAAGAUCAACUCGUGGUUGUCAAUGGUGGAGCGUGAGAUGCGCGUGACCCUAGCCUGCCGAUUGAAAGACGCUGUAGGAGACGUCAAACAAUUCAAAGAUGGGAACGUUGACCCCACCAAGUUUAUUGAGUGGUGUGAUAAAUAUCAGGCCCAAAUCGUGGUGCUAGCGGCUCAAAUUCUCUGGUCGGAAGACGUGGAAGCGGCGCUAGCCAGCGGUGGUGGAGACGGCCUCAAGCGAGUUCUGGCUCAUGUAGAGAACAUGCUAAACAUAUUAGCUGACUCCGUGCUGCAGGAACAACCACCGCUUAGGAGGAGGAAGCUUGAACACUUGAUCAACGAGUUUGUACACAAGCGUACGGUGACCCGCCGUCUGAUUGCCUCCGAUGUGAACAGCCCACGCAGUUUUGAAUGGCUCUGCGAGAUGCGAUUCUACUUCGAUCCUAGGAAUAACGAUGUGCUCCAACAACUUACAAUCCACAUGGCCAACGCCAAAUUCCUCUACGGCUUCGAGUAUUUGGGCGUCCAAGACAGGCUUGUUCAGACACCUCUAACAGACCGAUGCUACUUGACCAUGACACAGGCUCUGGAAGCCAGGCUUGGAGGAUCGCCAUUUGGACCGGCUGGUACCGGUAAAACGGAGUCUGUAAAAGCACUCGGAAACCAACUCGGUCGUUUUGUGCUAGUAUUCAACUGUGACGAGACCUUUGACUUCCAAGCCAUGGGUCGUAUCUUCGUCGGUCUUUGUCAGGUGGGAGCUUGGGGUUGCUUCGACGAGUUCAAUCGUCUCGAAGAGAGAAUGUUGUCAGCCGUAUCGCAGCAAGUGCAAACCAUACAAGAAGCCCUCAAGAGUCACCAGGAGGGAGACAAUACAGCCAAAUCUAUCACAGUGGAACUGGUCGGCAAGCAAGUGCGUGUAAGCCAGGACAUGGCCAUCUUCAUCACCAUGAACCCUGGAUACGCGGGUCGUUCCAACCUGCCCGACAACUUGAAGAAACUGUUCCGCAGUUUGGCCAUGACCACGCCCGACCGACAGCUUAUUGCUGAGGUGAUGCUGUUCAGCCAAGGGUUCCGUACCGCUGAGAAGCUGGCGUGCAAGAUUGUGCCUUUCUUCAAACUUUGCGACGAGCAACUGUCGAAUCAAUCUCACUACGAUUUCGGUCUGCGAGCUCUCAAAUCUGUGCUCGUUUCUGCCGGUAACGUCAAGCGUGACCGCAUUCAGAAAAUCAAGGAGAACCUUAUCGAGCGCGGAACAGAAGUGCCGGAUGAAGCAUCCAUAGCAGAAUCGCUGCCCGAACAAGACAUCCUGAUUCAGUCGGUCUGCGAGACCAUGGUGCCCAAAUUGGUAGCAGAAGACAUCCCGCUACUGUUCUCCCUUCUCAACGAUGUGUUCCCUAAUGUUGGAUACACCAGGGCUGAAAUGACUGGUUUGAAGAAUGAAAUCCGUGCUGUAUGCGCUGAGGAAUUCCUCGUAUGCGGAGAAGGCGACGAACAAGGAUCUACCUGGAUGGACAAGGUUCUCCAACUGUACCAAAUAUGCAAACUCAAUCAUGGUUUGAUGAUGGUCGGACCUUCUGGAAGCGGAAAGUCAACGGCUUGGCGCGUACUGCUCAAAGCUUUGGAAAGAUUCGAGGGUGUGGAGGGCGUAGCGCACGUGAUCGACCCGAAGGCAAUGUCCAAGGAAACGCUGUAUGGUGUGCUUGACCCCAACACCCGUGAAUGGACUGACGGUCUCUUCACCCACAUACUCAGGAAAAUCAUCGACAACGUUCGUGGUGAAAUCAACAAGCGUCAAUGGAUCAUAUUCGACGGCGAUGUAGACCCCGAGUGGGUAGAAAACUUGAACUCUGUGUUGGAUGACAACAAACUGCUGACGCUUCCCAACGGAGAGCGUCUGUCACUGCCGCCUAACGUUCGAGUCAUGUUUGAGGUGCAAGAUCUGAAAUACGCAACAUUAGCUACUGUGUCGCGUUGUGGUAUGGUUUGGUUCUCGCAAGAUGUGCUCACCACCGAAAUGAUCUUCGAAAACUACCUGAUGAGACUAAGAAAUAUUCCUCUGGAGGACGGCGAAGAAGACUCCUUCAGCAUCGUAAUGGCGGCUCCAACAGCUGGCGGUGAUCAGAAUGCCACAGAGAACAUCCUUUCACCAGCUUUACAGACCCAGAGAGACGUAGCCGCGAUCCUACAGCCAUUGUUCUUCGGCGAUGGUCUGGUAGUCAAGUGUUUAGAGCGCGCUGCUUCUCUGGACCACAUCAUGGAUUUCACCCGCCACCGGGCUCUCUCAUCUCUACACUCGAUGUUGAACCGUGGUGUAAGGAACAUUCUGGGAUACAACCGUCAGCACCCAGACUUCCCUGUUACUAACGAGCAAUUGGAAGCAUACGUGCCUAAAUGGCUUGUGUAUUCACUGCUGUGGUCAUUCGCUGGUGACGCGAAAUUGAAGGACCGCAAUGAACUUGGAGACUUCAUUAGAUCUGCAAGCACGAUGCAACUGCCCAAUUGCGGUGCCAAUCAGCAUAUAAUCGACUUUGAGGUAUCAAUAACCGGUGAAUGGGUGCCGUGGUCGGCUAAGGUGCCGCAGAUUGAGGUAGAGACCCACAAGGUAGCCGCACCAGAUGUAGUUGUUCCAACGCUGGACACGGUGCGCCAUGAAGCCUUGCUGUACACUUGGCUGGCUGAACACAAACCACUGGUUCUCUGCGGCCCGCCCGGUUCCGGCAAAACCAUGACUCUCUUCUCGGCGCUGCGAGCGCUGCCCGACAUGGAGGUGGUCGGCUUGAACUUCUCUUCGGCCACCACGCCCGAGCUGCUGCUGAAGACCUUCGACCACUACUGCGAGUAUAGGAAGACGCCCAAUGGCGUGGUGCUCGCUCCAGUGCAGCUCGGCAAAUGGCUGGUACUGUUCUGCGACGAGAUCAACUUGCCUGACAUGGACCAGUACGGCACGCAGCGUGUGAUUUCCUUCCUCCGACAGCUGCUUGAACACAAAGGAUUCUACAGGGCUAGUGAUCACUCGUGGGUGCACCUGGAACGCAUUCAGUUCGUAGGCGCGUGUAACCCGCCGACCGACCCGGGCCGAAAGCCCCUGUCGCACAGGCUGUUACGUCACGUGCCUGUCAUCUACGUCGACUACCCUGGAGAGACUUCAUUGGAACAGAUCUACGGUACAUUCACUCGUGCAAUGCUCCGAAUGCAACCAGCCCUGCGUGGUUACGCGGAACCUCUAACCCAGGCCAUGGUGAAACUGUACUUGGCGUCUCAAGAACGCUUCACACAAGACAUGCAACCUCACUACGUGUACUCGCCCAGAGAAAUGACCAGAUGGGUGCGCGGUAUCUGUGAAGCCAUCAGGCCUUUAGACAACUUGUCAGUAGAAGGUUUGGUUCGCCUCUGGGCUCACGAGGCACUCCGUCUAUUCCAAGACAGACUGGUUGAGGAUUCUGAAAGGCAAUGGACUGACGAGAACAUCGACAAUGUCGCUAUGAGAUUCUUCCCAGGCAUAAAUCGAGACCAAGCGCUUGAGCGCCCCAUACUUUACAGCAACUGGCUAAGCAAAGAUUACGUGCCAGUAAACAGAGACCAACUCCGCGAGUACGUCAAGGCUAGACUGAAGGUGUUCUACGAAGAAGAAUUGGACGUACCUCUAGUGCUAUUCGACGAGGUAUUAGACCACGUGCUGCGUAUCGACCGUAUCUUCCGCCAGCCGCAGGGCCAUCUCCUGCUGAUUGGAGUCUCGGGAGCAGGAAAGACCACGCUCAGUCGCUUCGUUGCCUGGAUGAACGGACUUAGCAUCUUCCAGAUCAAGGUCCACAACAAAUACACUGGUGCUGACUUCGACGAGGACUUGCGUACUGUUCUGCGCCGCGCCGGCUGCCGCGAUGAGAAGCUGGCCUUCAUUCUCGAUGAAUCCAACGUGCUCGACAGCGGUUUCCUUGAGAGAAUGAACACGCUACUCGCCAACGGAGAGGUCCCUGGUCUCUUUGAGGGCGACGAAUUUGCGGCUCUGAUGACGCAAUGCAAAGAAGGUGCGCAGCGCGAAGGAUUGAUGCUCGAUUCCAAUGAUGAACUUUACAAAUGGUUCACCGGGCAAGUAAUGCGCAAUCUCCACGUGGUGUUCACGAUGAAUCCUUCCUCCGAGGGCCUGAAGGACCGCGCGGCGACGUCGCCGGCGCUGUUCAACCGAUGUGUGCUCAACUGGUUCGGUGACUGGAGCGACGGUGCUCUCUACCAGGUGGGCAAAGAGUUCACGAGCCGCAUGGACCUAGACUCGGCAGAGUACGUGCCCCCAGACCUAUUCCCAGCUGCUUGCGGUAUGAUCGGUGCGCGGCCAUCGCACCGCGCCGCCGUCGUCAACGCAUGCGUGUAUGUGCACCAGACCUUGCACCAGGCUAAUGCUCGGCUGGCCAAACGUGCUAACAGGACCAUGGCUAUUACGCCUAGACACUACCUAGACUUCAUCCAGCAAAUGGUGAAGCUUUACGCGGAGAAACGCGCCGACCUUGAGGAGCAACAGCUGCACUUGAACGUGGGGCUGGGCAAGAUUGCCGAGACCGUGGAGCAGGUUGAAGAAAUGCAGAAAAGCCUCGCUGUCAAGUCGCAGGAACUCCAAGCUAAGAAUGAAGCAGCCAACGCCAAACUUAGGCAGAUGGUAAAAGACCAACAGGAAGCCGAAAAGAAGAAAGUAGAAAGUCAGGAAAUCCAGGUUGCUUUAGAAAAACAAACAAAGGAAAUUGAAGCGAAGCGACGAGACGUAAUGGCUGAUUUGGCGCAAGUGGAGCCGGCUGUCAUCGAGGCGCAAAACGCGGUGAAAUCGAUAAAGAAGCAGCACUUGGUGGAAGUGCGAUCGAUGGGCAACCCGCCGGCGAUCGUGAAAGUCGCCUUAGAAUCGAUUUGCCUCCUUCUCGGCGAAAACGCGACAGACUGGAAAGCGAUUCGAGCCGUCAUCAUGCGAGAGAACUUCAUCAACAGCAUCGUCUCCAACUUCUCUACCGAGGACAUAACUGACGACGUUCGUGAAAAGAUGAGGACUCGUUACUUGAGCAAUCCGGAUUACAACUUCGAGAAAGUGAACAGGGCCAGUAUGGCUUGUGGUCCUAUGGUCAAAUGGGCUAUUGCUCAGAUUGAAUACGCGGACAUGUUGAAACGCGUGGAACCGCUUCGCAAUGAGCUCAAGGCUUUGGAAGACCAGGCACAAUACAACGUGAAGGCGGGCGACGAAGUGCGUGAUCUGAUCGCACAGCUGGAGAAGUCCAUCGCGUCGUACAAGGAAGAAUACGCGCAACUCAUCAGCCAGGCACAGGCUAUCAAGACUGACCUGGAAAAUGUACAAGCAAAGGUCGACCGAUCCAUAGCCCUGCUCAAGAGCUUGGUGAUCGAAAGAGAACGUUGGGAGUCCAGCUCGGAGACAUUCCGCUCGCAGAUGAGCACCAUUGUAGGCGACGUGCUUCUAUCCGCCGCCUUUAUCGCUUAUGGGGGAUACUUUGACCAACAUUACCGUCAAAGUCUGUUCUCGACUUGGACGGCGCACUUGGCGGCUGCUAACAUCAAGUACCGCGCCGACAUCGCCCGUACCGAGUAUCUGAGCAACCCAGACGAGCGGCUGCGCUGGCAGGCGAACGCGUUGCCCACUGAUGAGCUGUGCGUCGAAAACGCGAUUAUGCUCAGACGCUUCAACCGCUACCCGCUCAUAAUAGACCCGUCCGGCCAAGCGACGGAGUUCAUAAUGAGGGAGUUCAAGGACCGCAAGAUCACCAAGACGUCAUUCCUGGACGACUCCUUUAGGAAGAACCUGGAAUCAGCUCUGCGUUUCGGAAACCCGUUGUUGGUACAGGACGUGGAGAACUAUGACCCCAUCUUAAAUCCAGUGUUGAACCGAGAGCUCCGCCGUACUGGCGGCCGUGUACUCAUCACGCUCGGAGACCAGGACAUUGAUCUGAGUCCUUCCUUCGUCAUCUUCCUCAGCACCAGGGACCCGACAGUGGAGUUUCCUCCGGACAUGUGCUCGCGAGUGACGUUCGUCAACUUCACUGUGACGCGCUCGUCGCUGCAGUCCCAAUGUCUGCAUCGCGUGCUCAAGGCGGAACGACCGGACAUUGACACUAAGAGAUCAGAUCUACUCAAAUUGCAAGGUGAAUUCCAUCUCCGUCUGCGUCAACUGGAGAAAUCCCUGCUCCAAGCUCUAAACGACGCAAAGGGCAAGAUCCUGGACGACGACUCCGUUAUUGCCACCCUUGAAACUUUGAAGAAGGAGGCCGACGACAUCGGACAGAAGGUGGAAGAGACCGAUAAAGUCAUUGGUGAGAUUGAAACCGUUAGCCAGCAGUAUCUGCCGCUAUCUCAGGCAUGCUCCAGCAUCUACUUCACGAUGGAGUCGCUGAACCAAGUGCACUUCUUGUAUCAGUACUCGCUCAAGAUGUUCCUGGAUAUAUUCAGCUCGGUGCUCGUGUGCCCGCGUCUAAGCGGCGUCACCGACUAUACCGCUCGCUUGAACACCAUCACUGAGGAGCUGUUUACGGCUGUAUACGAGCGUGUGGCCCGCGGUAUGCUGCACACAGACCGCCUGACCUUCGCUCUGCUGCUCUGCCGAAUCCACCUCAAGGGCACCGGGGCCGCCGACACUCUAGAUCAAUCCUUCGGCGUGUUCCUUCGCGGCAAAGAAGGCUUUGUCAACCACGCGCCGCCGUCCGACCACCUUACCACGCAGCAACAUACCGCUGCUGCGAGGUUGAGCUCAAGGUUGAUGGCAUUCCGCCGCCUGCUAGAGAAAGCAGCGGAGCUCCCGGAACUCCCCGCGUGGCUGUCGCAAGCGGCGCCCGAGCAGUGCGUGCCGACGCUGUGGGACUGCGACGCCGCCGCGCCGCCCGCGCCGCACACGCUGGCGAUGUAUCGCCUGCUGCUCAUACAGGUGUGUUGUCCCCGCCUGCUGGGGACGGCAGCGGAGCCCCGGGCUCCCCGCGGGGCUGUCGCAAGCGGCGCCCGAGCAGUGCGUGCCGACGCUGUGGGACUGCGACGCCGCCGCGCCGCCCGCGCCGCACACGCUGGCGAUGUAUCGCCUGCUGCUCAUACAGGUGUGUUGUCCCCGCCUGCUGGGGACGGCAGCGGAGCCCCGGGCUCCCCGCGGGGCUGUCGCAAGCGGCGCCCGAGCAGUGCGUGCCGACGCUGUGGGACUGCGACGCCGCCGCGCCGCCCGCGCCGCACACGCUGGCGAUGUAUCGCCUGCUGCUCAUACAGGUGUGUUGUCCCCGCCUGCUGGGGACGGCAGCGGAGCCCCGGGCUCCCCGCGGGGCUGUCGCAAGCGGCGCCCGAGCAGUGCGUGCCGACGCUGUGGGACUGCGACGCCGCCGCGCCGCCCGCGCCGCACACGCUGGCGAUGUAUCGCCUGCUGCUCAUACAGGCGUUCCGCCCAGACCGCGUGAUUGCGGCCGCGACGCAACUAGUGGCCGCAGUGCUUGGCCCCAUAUUCCUAUCGCGGGCUGAGACCGAAUUGGACCUAGCUGGUAUUACCGACCAACAACUAAACGCUACUACUCCUGCACUGCUGUGCUCCGUGCCUGGAUAUGACGCUAGCGGUCGUGUGGACGAUAUGGCGACUGAACUAAACAAACCGCUCUCAAGUAUCGCCAUCGGAUCGGCGGAAGGAUUCAACCAAGCGGAGCGUGCUAUCAACACAGCUUGCAAGACGGGACGCUGGGUGAUGCUAAAGAAUGUGCACCUAGCACCCGUUUGGCUAGUGCAGCUAGAGAAGAAGUUGCACUCCCUGCAACCGCACCCGAACUUCCGUCUAUUCCUGACCACGGAGAUCAGUCCCAAACUGCCCGUGAACUUACUGAGAGCCGGCCGAGUGGUUGUCUUCGAGCCGCCGCCGGGCAUCCGGGCCAAUCUGCUCAGGACUUUCGCCACUGUCCCCGCUGCCCGCAUGAUGAAACCUCCUUCGGAGCGCGCAAGACUUUACUUCUUACUUGCUUGGUUCCAUGGCAUCGUGCAAGAGCGUCUCCGUUACGUGCCGCUCGGAUGGGCUAAAUACUACGAGUUCAAUGAGUCGGACCUCCGUGUGGCUUGCGACACUCUGGAUACUUGGAUCGACGCCACGGCCAUGGGCCGCACCAACCUUCCUCCAGAAAAAGUCCCGUGGGAGGCUCUGGUCACUCUCCUGUCCCAAUGCAUCUACGGAGGAAAGAUCGACAACGCCUUCGACCAGCGUCUGCUGCACUCUUUCUUGUGCAAGCUGUUCACGCCAAGGUCCUUCGAGGCCGACUUUGCUCUGGUCGCCAACGUGGACGGGGCGACCGGCAACCAGCGCCACAUCACCAUGCCGGACGGCAACCGCCGCGACCACUUCCUCAAGUGGAUCGAAGAGCUGUCCGAUAGGCAGACGCCGUCGUGGCUGGGACUGCCCAACAAUGCUGAGAAGGUGCUAUUGACAACCCAAGGAAGCGAUCUCGUAUCGAAACUUCUCAAGAUGCAACAACUUGAAGACGAGGAAGAACUGGCCUACAACGCCGCAGCGCAGGAUGACCUCACCGCGAUGGUGGUGGAAGGAGACGGCAGGCCGGCCUGGAUGAAGACCCUGCACGCGACUGCUACCAACUGGCUGCAGUUGUUGCCACAAGAACUACCCACGCUGCGCCGUACGGUGGAGAACAUCAAAGAUCCGCUGUACCGUUUCUUCGAGCGCGAAGUGGCGGCCGGCGCGUCGCUACUGCAGCAAGUGUUGCACGACCUGCGCAAUGUCAUCUCCAUCUGUCAGGGCGAGAUGAAGCAAACAAAUGAGACGCGAGCCAUGGUGGGAGCAUUAGUCCGCGGCAUGCUGCCUUCAAGUUGGCGGCGUUAUGCCGUAGCGCGUGGAUGUACUGUGCAGCAGUGGGUCGGCGACUUCGCGCACCGCGUCACGCAACUCGCAGCUGUCUCUGAGGCCGUGGCUGAUAAGGGCGCCAAGCGACUGCAGAGCGUGCCGGUUUGGCUCGGAGGCCUGCUCAACCCAGAGGCGUAUAUCACUGCAACCCGCCAAUGCGUGGCUCAAGCCAACUCUUGGUCUCUUGAAGAACUUCACCUACAGGUGACGAUCCCGGACCCGGGCACGCCGACGGAGAACGCGCAGUCGGAAUGGUCGUUCUCGGUGACUGGCCUGAAGCUGCAGGGCGCCACCGUCAAGGGCAACCGUCUGCUGCUCACAAACACCAUCAUGGUGGAUCUGCCGCUCACCGUGCUCACUUGGCUACGUGGGCCGGAAACAUCAACAGGCGGGCAGACUCUCACCCUCCCGGUGUAUUUGAACAGCGCGCGUUCCGAGCUACUGUUCACUGUGCGCCUACCAGUCGCGCCUGGGCAGGAGCCUCACGCCUUCUACGAGCGAGGCGUCGCCCUCCUUACCUCUACCGCACUCAACUAAACUGUUUAGAUGUUGGAAAAUAUUUCGGCAUAGACGUCACACGUGUAUUAUUAUAAUUACUGAUGUUUAACAUGUUUAUUCAAAAAUAUACGGUUUCUUGAGAUUCUAUUAUUAUAUCACUUGAUUUUUAAAUGCCUCUGGCACAAGGCAACUUCAUCUCGAUGAUAAUAUUGAUUUGUAAAGCUUAAAUAUUAUGUUUUUUCAGUAAGUUUAGGGUCUUACAUGCUUUCUAUCGCAAGAUUAAAAAUAUAUUAGCAAAAGCUUAGCAAAUAAAGAUACAAAAUGUAACCCAGUAUUUAUUGUUUCUAUUUAAUAAAUAUUUAUUUAAAAAUA
Ostrinia nubilalis (European corn borer) is the source of this 14879-nucleotide messenger RNA. RefSeq names its product dynein heavy chain, cytoplasmic (gene Dhc64C). Gene Ontology annotation, cellular component: axonemal dynein complex; cytoplasmic microtubule; cytoplasmic dynein complex. The record is from RefSeq and is a predicted model, not a curated record. Gene Ontology annotation, biological process: retrograde axonal transport; nuclear migration; cytoplasmic microtubule organization. Gene Ontology annotation, molecular function: minus-end-directed microtubule motor activity; ATP hydrolysis activity; dynein light intermediate chain binding. Lineage: Eukaryota; Metazoa; Arthropoda; Insecta; Lepidoptera; Crambidae. The transcript is spliced from 93 exons. Bases 99 to 14546 code for a protein of 4815 amino acids.